Pistacia vera is the source of this 372-nucleotide messenger RNA. Its product is annotated as secreted RxLR effector protein 161-like. The record is from RefSeq and is a predicted model, not a curated record. Bases 1 to 372 code for a protein of 123 amino acids. The transcript has a single exon. NCBI's taxonomy places the organism in Eukaryota, Viridiplantae, Streptophyta, Magnoliopsida, Sapindales, Anacardiaceae.
AUGGUGCCAAGAAGGUGGAGGAAGGUGUCUAUAGAAGCAGCAACCAAGCCUAAUAUGAUGUAUACCACCAACCUCCUAUCCAGAUUUAUGAGCAAGCCAAGUGAGGUGCAUUACAAGGCUGCAAAGAGGGUGCUACAGUACAUUAAGGGCACUGCUAAGUUGGGAAUCUGGUUUAGAAGGGCUGAAAAUUUUAGUUUAGUUGGCUAUUCAGACAAUGAUUGGGCAGACUCAGUUGACGACAUGAGAAGUACUUUUGGGUAUGUUUUCUUUGUCAAUCAUGGUGCCUUCAGUUGGCUUUCCAAAAAACAAGAGACAAUAGCCCUAUCUACUGCUGAGGCAAAAUACAUUUCUACCGCUGUUGCUACAAACUAG